AUGCCCCUUUGGCUGGUCGUGGGUGGUGCUGACACCGGUGGGAUUAAGGUCCGACAUGGCCAGGAGCUCUCCUCUGCAAGCUAUGACGAGCGCUUGUCCCACGACGCAGAGGUGGAGCAACUCGAGCUGCAUGGCACGCGCCUGCACUAUCGCAAAGUCAAGGGCACCGGGCCACCGGAGGGCUGGGUCAGUCUCCGCGCGGGCGGAAAGGACCUGUUGGUGCAGAGGAGCCAUGGUAGAAUUGAAAAGGGUGCAGUUGGGGUUCAGAGCCGUGAUUUUUUGACCAACACCGAACUGGAAGUGGUCGGGCCAGCAGCAGGCUACACCCAUCGAUGGGCAGUGAACAUCGAUUCCUGGGAACCUGAAGGAGGUGCUGAAGGCACAGAGUUUCAGUUCUUGCUGCAAUUGAUCAAGGAGAAGAACGAACGGAACAAGGUCUUGCGCUUCGUCUACUUCGCGGACCAGAAGAGGGCACUGAUCUCGCGGCUUUUGGUGCGCCAGGCGUGUGCCUCUGCCCUCAAGAAGACAAACUUUGAUGACAUUGAAAUAAAAAGGACAAAGGGCAGCAAACCCUUUCUGGCAUAUCCACUAUGUCCAGAGGAUGAAGCACCCAACUGGAAUGUGAACUGCUCUCACGAAGGAAAAUGGGUGGUUUGUGCCAGUGAGAGUCACGUGAUUGCUGGCAUCGAUGUGGCUGAGAUGCGACGCACAAAUAACAAGGGACAGACCAUCGACUUUCACAACGUCUAUCGAGGUUCACUCACUGACAAGGAAUGGGAGUAUGUGAAGGCUCAUGGACCUUGCCAGGACAAGGAAUAUGAGGCCUUUAGUCGCUUUUGGUCCGCGAAAGAGGCCUUUGUGAAAGCAAGGGGUGAUGGGAUUCAGUAUCCCUUGCACCAAGCGGAAUUCCACUGGGCGCCCUUGGAGGGCUAUGAGCCGGGUACCGCUUUCCAGGGAGACGUCCACAUCGAGGGGACGCACAGCCCGAAGUGGCGAUUUGUGCAGUACAGGAUGCCCGGAGAUUCCCCUCAUUGGACCACGGUGGGCCGGGGGCCCAUCACGAGCAUCGUGGACGCGCACGGGGAGUUCACCAAGACCCUGCGGAAACCACAGGAGCACUUCUCAGACCACGAGUGGCACUCCCACCUCCAGUCUUACAGCCCGCACUUUGAUGUCUUGCCGAUUGGCGCACUGGUUCCUCAGGACUACAUGGCUGGCUACAUUGAAGCAGGUGGCACCCCGUUUCCCUGA
Messenger RNA from Durusdinium trenchii, 1251 nucleotides. The record is from the annotation of a GenBank genome assembly. Lineage: Eukaryota; Dinophyceae; Suessiales; Symbiodiniaceae.